Messenger RNA from Homarus americanus (American lobster), 2103 nucleotides. RefSeq lists its product as uncharacterized. The transcript has 4 exons. The coding region runs from base 1527 to 2051 and encodes 174 amino acids. Lineage: Eukaryota; Metazoa; Arthropoda; Malacostraca; Decapoda; Nephropidae. The record is from RefSeq and is a predicted model, not a curated record.
GCCAGCUUCAGUGCGCCUCGGACCGCGGUUAGGGAGAGACCGGUUAGUCGCGCGAGUGUGAGUGAGAGUGAGAGAGAGAGAGAGAGUGAGAGAGAGAGAGAAGACGUGACCGAGGUCUGUUAGAGCUGGUUGAGGGGGGUGUUUCACGCGCGCCUCGACUUGAACAUAGCCUGUGGGCGUACGAAUUCCUCCUCUUCCUCCUCUUCUUCCUCCUCCUCUUCCUCUUCCUCCUCUUCUUCCUCCUCUUCCUCAGUUGGUGGUGGAACUUAGAAAAAUAAAAUACAAACUCCCCAUAAGAAACUCUCAUCUACCGGAAGCAAAAUAUUACCCUGAGGUAAACAUCACCGGCGGAUUAUAUUGUUAAAAAAAGACCACGAACAUCAAAACGUAAACAAAACCCAGGAAUUUGACAAAGUUCUGAAUAUUUGCUCAAUUUGACGCUGAGAAAAAAAAAAGUCUGAGUUUUGUUUUUAAUAGUUAGUUAAAGACAAUAUAGUAAUACUAAGACUAUCCCCUCUCCCUACACCACCAAGCUCUGGGACUAGUUAACAUAGAUCUAUUAACUAAUAUCUAAGUUAACCAAGAAUAUUAUGGUAAGGAAACAUAUCUCCAGUGACUAUUAAAAACUAUAAUACGCAAAAAAAAAUAAAAAAAUACUGUGUUAAGUGAAGAAUUGUCUGUAUGUCUGUCUGUGAAUAGUUUUUCUUUCAUAACCUGACGAAAACACAUUAAUCUUGGUGUGUGUGUGUGUGUGUGUGUCUGAGAUAACACGAUAACGACUUAGACGUAUUCAAGAAACUCUAUGUCUGUGAGCAUAAACUGAUAAACACGUUGAUGUCGCAAGUUCAUAAACACACACUGAUAUCGUAAGGUAAUAACACACUUCGCAAGCUGAUAAUCACAUCGAUAUCGCUAAGCUGACAACGCACCGAUAUCGCAAAGCUGACUGCACAUCGAUAUCGCAAAGCUGACUGCACAUCGAUAUCGCAAAGCUGACAACGCACCGAUAUUUCAAGCUGUCAACACCAAUAUCACAAAGCUGACAACACCGAUAUCACAAAGCUGACAACACCGAUAUCACAAGCUAACGUUGAUAUAGCAAGCCGAUAACACACCGAUAUCUAGCAAGCCGAUAACACACCGAUAUCGUAACCAGUUCUAUACAUAUCCCCAGCUUGGUAAGAGGAAAGUGAGAGCUAUUUUCCAAGGUCUCUCACCGUCUUCCAGUAACGAUAAAGAGAGAGACAGUGAUGCUAAGAGACUUUGGAUAAAUAUUUGAGAUAGAGAGAUACUAAAUAAAUUAUUGGAGAGAGAUAGAGAAAAAUUUGAAGAAAAUAUAGAGAUUUGAGAGAAACAGAGAGAGACAAAAUAAAUUAUAAGAAAGAGAGAAAGAGAUAGAUAGAGAUAAAGACGGAAAUAAUGGAAAGAUAAUAAGUGAAAAAAUCAAAGAUAUAAUUAUUACGUCAUUAUUAUCAUCAUAACAUAAGGAUUAACAUUACUCAUCGUCAUUAUCAUUGUGGUUGAAUAUGAUGACUAUGAUGAAUAUGAUGCUGUGUGUGGGUUGGUUCCUGCCCGUACUGCUACACCUCGCAGGCUACGUGUGUGGCGUCAGGAUCACCGACUUGGACAUUCCUACCAUAGCCAUUGAAGGAGACGAGGUCCACCUUCGCUGUGACUACGAGGCCGAGGGCGGGUCGAGUCUCUACACCCUCAAGUGGUAUAAGGACAAGCAGGAGUUCUAUCGCCACCAGCCUGGUAUAUCGCCCCACACAGCUGACGAUCGUUGUUCUAAUGAUAAUAUUUAUACCGUUAUGGGAGUUAAUGUUGAUUGUUGGGUGUCGACUGAGAGGGAGGUAGUGCUCAAGACUGUCUCACUCACCACGUCCGGGGAAUACACCUGUGAGGUCAUAGGUGAACACCCUAAAUUCAGAAAGGAAACACGCAACGAACACCUCACCGUUUAUUCUGAGCCUCUACAGUCACCGCUCCUGACGGGGAAGGAGGAGUCAUACACACCAAGGGACAUCGUGGCUCUCGCUGUACCUCUAUGAACACCGAGUAUGUUCCUCACAUGUCUUGGAGCAUCAAUGGUCGUCCUGGCAC